AUGCUCUGCGCCACUAGCCGCCUCCUAGCGGCCCGGGCGGCGACCGCGCUCCCCUUCCACCCUAGAGUCCGGGGUAGGGAACUACAUUUCCCAGGGCCCCGCUGCCGGGGCAGGGAACUACAUUUCCCAGGGUACCCCGAGACGCCGCUUGGUGACUUAUUGGCGGGGCGGCUCGCAAGACCCAGCGUGCUUGCGGGCCGGAGGGCCAUCCUGAGGAGGGGAAGGAUGCCGCCGGCCGUAGGCGGAGGCCUGGCAGGGUCCGAGCUGCGUCCCCGGAGGGGCCGCUGUGGGUCCCAGGCUGCUAGGGCCGUGGGCCCGGCCGUGGCCACUGAGGCUACAGCGCGGAGCCCCAAACGGCCUGCUCCGAGCUCGCGGCGCUUCGAGGCGCCCGGCCGGUGGGCUCUGCUGGCCCUGGUGACGCUGAUGUCCUUCGCCACCCGCUUCCACCGUCUGGACCAGCCGCCGCACAUCUGUUGGGAUGAAACUCACUUUGGAAAAAUGGGAAGUUACUAUAUCAACCGCACCUUUUUCUUUGAUGUGCACCCGCCUCUGGGAAAGAUGCUGAUAGGUCUUGCUGGCUACCUGAGUGGAUAUGAUGGCACCUUUUUGUUCCAGAAGCCUGGGGACAAAUACGAGCAUCACAGCUACUUGGGAAUGAGAGGAUUCUGUGCGUUCCUUGGCGCUUUGCUGAUCCCCUUUGCCUACUUGACUGUACUGGAGCUGUCCCAGUCCCUCCCGGCAGCGCUGCUCACGGCUGCCCUCCUCACCUUUGACACAGGAUGCCUCACUCUGUCCCAGUACAUCCUCCUUGACCCCAUCUUGAUGUUCUUCAUCAUGGCUGCCAUGCUGAGCAUGGUCAAGUACAACUCCUGUGCCAACAGGCCCUUCUCUGCCCCCUGGUGGCUCUGGCUCAGCCUGACUGGUGUUAAUCUAGCUGGUGCUCUGGGGGUCAAGUUUGUUGGCCUCUUUAUCAUCCUGCAAGUGGGGUGGAACACCCUUUCAGACCUUUGGCACCUGUUUGGAGACCUCAGUCUUUCAAUGGUGACUGUGGGAAAACAUCUGGCCGCUCGCGUCCUGUGCCUCAUAGUGCUGCCGCUGGCUCUCUACACGGCCACCUACGCCGUUCACUUCAUGGUGCUGAAUAAAAGUGGUCCUGGUGAUGGCUUCUUCAGUUCUGCCUUCCAGGCCCGGCUUUCAGGAAACAACCUUCACAAUGCUUCCAUCCCUGAACACCUGGCCUAUGGCUCUGUGAUUACCGUGAAGAGCGCGCGGAUGGCCGUUGGCUACCUCCACUCGCACGGGCACCUCUACCCCGAGGGCAUCGGCGCCCGCCAGCAGCAGGUCACCACCUAUUUGCACAAGGACUACAACAACCUGUGGAUUAUCAAGAAACAUAAUACAAAUUCAGAUCCCCUAGACCCUUCACUCCCUGUGGAGUUUGUAAGACAUGGAGACGUCAUUCGACUAGAACACAAAGAGACUUCUCGGAACUUGCACAGUCACUAUCAUGAGGCCCCCCUGACCCGGAAGCACUAUCAGGUCACAGGCUAUGGCAUAAAUGGGACAGGAGACUCAAAUGACUUCUGGCGGAUUGAGGUUGUAAACAGAAAAUUUGGAAACCGAAUCAAAGUACUGAGAAGUCGAAUUCGCCUCAUCCAUCUGGUGACAGGUUGUGUCCUGGGCUCCUCGGGAAAGGUCCUGCCCAAGUGGGGCUGGGAGCAGUUGGAAGUCACCUGCACUCCAUACCUAAAGGAAACCCUCAACUCCAUCUGGAAUGUGGAAGACCAUAUCAAUCCCAAAUUGCCAAACAUCAGCCUGGACGUGCUGCAGCCCAGUUUUCCUGAGAUAAUGCUGGAGGCCCACAUGGUGAUGAUCCGGGGGAACAAUGGCCUCAAACCCAAAGACAACGAGUUCACGUCCAAACCCUGGCACUGGCCUAUCAACUAUCAGGGCCUGCGCUUCUCAGGGAUCAAUGACACCGACUUCCGAGUGUAUCUGCUCGGCAACCCGGUGGUUUGGUGGCUGAAUCUGCUGAGCAUCGCCCUCUACCUCCUCUCAGGGAGCAUCUUUGCUGUGGCUGUGCAGAGAGGGGCAUGUCUGCCUGCUGAGGUUGAAGGGCUGUCCCAGGUCCUGCUGCAAGGAGGCGGGCAGCUCCUGUUGGGCUGGAUGGUCCAUUACUUCCCGUUCUUCCUGAUGGGCCGGAUCCUCUACUUCCACCACUACUUUCCCGCCGUGCUCUUCUCCAGCAUGCUGACAGGCCUUCUGUGGGACACACUCCUGCGGCUCUGUGCCUGGAGCCUGGCCUCCUUUCCUCUGGCUGGGCACGUACACACGCUGGGGAUCCUGAGCCUGCUCCUGGGAAUUGCCUACAGCUUCUACCUCUUCCAUCCUCUGGCGUAUGGGAUGGUUGGUCCGCUAGCCCAGGACCCCCGAAGUCCGAUGGCCGGACUAAGGUGGCUGGAAUCAUGGGACUUUUGA
Molecule: messenger RNA, 2478 nt
Organism: Lipotes vexillifer (Yangtze River dolphin)
Lineage: Eukaryota; Metazoa; Chordata; Mammalia; Artiodactyla; Lipotidae
Gene: POMT2
Product: protein O-mannosyltransferase 2
Biological process (GO): protein O-linked glycosylation via mannose
Cellular component (GO): membrane; endoplasmic reticulum
Molecular function (GO): dolichyl-phosphate-mannose-protein mannosyltransferase activity
Source: RefSeq, a predicted model, not a curated record